GGGCAAGGCACGGCGUUUGUGUUAAACAAGUUCCGUUCUCUUGGUGCUCAGAAAACGGUGGGACGGUUGGAGGCGUGUGCGAGUUGCGGAGGAGAAAGUCUAAAGAGGAGUUUCCCAACCAGGUAACCUCUCUGAACCAAAACAACAUUGUUGCUGGAGUACUUGUUUUUAAGGUAGAACUUUAGACUUCAUAGCACUGAAUUAACCUGCACUGAAAGCUGUUUACCUGCAGUUGUUCACUUUUGUUGAAAGUGACCAUGUCUCAAGUUCAAGUGCAAGUUCAGAACCCAUCUGCCGCUCUCUCAGGGAGCCAAAUACUGAACAAGAACCAGUCUCUUCUCUCACAGCCUUUGAUGAGUAUUCCUUCUACUACUAGCUCUCUGCCCUCUGAAAAUGCAGGUAGACCUAUUCAAAACUCUGCUUUACCCUCUGCAUCUAUUACAUCCACCAGUGCAGCUGCAGUUCCUUCUAACAUGGCACACCCCAAAGAGAAAACCCCAAUGUGUCUUGUGAAUGAGUUAGCCCGUUUCAACAAGAUUCAACCUGAGUAUAAGCUUUUGCGUGAGCAAGGUCCAGCUCACUGUAAGAAGGCAGCAGAGUGGCAGCAGCGCCGACGGGGACAGUCCUGGAGAAAGGUGUUUACAGUACAGCUAACCCUUGGAGAUCAGCACUGGGAAGCUGAAGGAAGUAGUAUUAAAAAAGCCCAACACACAGCUGCUGCCAAAGCUUUGGAAGGAACAAAAUUUCCUAAACCUAUAAUCCGCCCUUUUCGUAGCGAAGGAAGGAAUCCAGGUAUUAUGCGUGGGCCAAGACAGGUUCCUUUCAAAAGUGUGUCUAGAGAAAGCAUAACCCCUACUGUAGAGCUAAAUGCACUGUGCAUGAAACUUGGAAAAAAACCAAUGUAUAAGCCUGUCGACCCUUACUCUCGGAUGCAGUCCACCUAUAACUACAACAUGAGAGGAGGUGCUUAUCCCCCAAGGUACUUCUACCCAUUUCCAGUGCCACCUUUACUUUAUCAAGUUGAACUUUCUGUGGGAGGACAGCAAUUUAACGGGAAAGGAAAGACGAGACAGGCUGCGAAACACGAUGCUGCUGCAAAAGCUUUGAGGACCCUGCAGAACGAGCCCCCACCCGACAGGCUGGAGGUGAAUGGAAGAGAAUCAGAAGAAGAAAAUCUCAAUAAAUCUGAAAUAAGUCAAGUAUUUGAGAUUGCACUUAAACGGAACUUGCCUGUGAAUUUUGAGUCUUUCCCUCUAAAACAGGUUGCCCGGGAGAGUGGCCCACCCCACAUGAAGAGCUUUGUGACCAGGGUGUCGGUUGGGGAGUUUGUGGGGGAAGGUGAAGGGAAGAGCAAGAAGAUUUCAAAGAAAAAUGCUGCUAUAGCUGUUCUUGAGGAGCUGAAGAAGUUACCGCCCCUGCCUACAGUUGAGCGAGUGAAGCCCAGAAUCAAAAAGAAAACAAAAUCCAUAGUCAGGCUACAAAGCAGCCCGGAAUACGGCCAGGGGAUGAACCCGAUUAGCAGACUGGCCCAGAUCCAGCAGGCAAAAAAGGAGAAGGAGCCAGAGUACCUCCUCCUCACUGAGCGAGGCCUCCCGCGCCGCAGGGAGUUUGUGAUGCAGGUGAAGGUGGGAAACCACACUGCAGAAGGAUCAGGCACCAAUAAGAAGGUGGCCAAACGCAAUGCAGCCGAGAACAUGCUGGAAAUCCUUGGUUUCAAAGUCCCACAGGCUCAGCCCACCAAACCAGCCCUCAAAUCAGAGGAGAAGACACCCAUAAAGAAACCAGGGGAUGGAAGAAAAGUAACGUUUUUUGAACCUGGCUCUGGGGAUGAAAAUGGGACUAGCAAUAAAGAGGAUGAGUUCAGGAUGCCUUAUCUUAGUCAUCAGCAGCUGCCUGCUGGAAUUCUUCCCAUGGUGCCCGAGGUUGCCCAGGCCGUAGGAGUCAGUCAAGGGCAUCACACCAGAGAGUUCACCAGGGUAGCUCCGAACCCUGCCAAGGCCACGGUAACUGCCAUGAUAGCCCGUGAAUUGUUGUAUGGGGGCACCUCGCCUACAGCCGAGACCAUUUUAAAGAAUAACAUCUCUUCAGGCCACGUACCCCAUGGACCUCUCACGAGACCCUCUGAGCAGUUGGACUAUCUUUCCAGAGUCCAGGGAUUCCAGGUUGAAUACAAAGACUUCCCCAAGAACAACAAGAACGAAUUUGUAUCUCUUAUCAAUUGCUCCUCUCAGCCGCCCCUGAUCAGCCAUGGUAUCGGAAAGGAUGUGGAGUCCUGCCACGAUAUGGCUGCACUGAACAUUUUAAAGUUGCUGUCUGAGUUGGACCAACAAAAUACAGAGAUGCCAAGAACAGGAAAUGGACCAAUGUCUGUGUGUGGGAGGUGCUGAACCUUAUCUGGCCAUGAACCAUUGAAAAAUCCCAACAUAUAUACUGAAAAUACUGAAACUGCUUUGAAAAUUUGGAACUUCUGAUACCUCCAGUGGGCCGAGAGACACGAUGGGUAAAGGACUGGAGACAGCAGUGGUGAAGAAGGCGGGGCCCCGAGGAGGCAGCGGCAUGGCCGCUGGCCUGUGCUAUGGCUUUUCCUCACGCGGCAGCAGCUGCUGGGGGCCGGGCGGGCCUGCCAGGCACCCCAGCGCCACUGGGAAACCAGCGGGUCCACGCCCCAGGCACCCUAGCGCUUGGUUAGGGUGGGGGGUUUUUUUUUGGUUUUGUUUUUUGGGGGUGGUUUUGUUGUUGUUGUUGUUUUUUCUUCUUGCUGUGUGAAAGAAGAAACAGAAAGCACGACCCCUUCUCAAACUGGCUCACUCAAACACUUUGGGACAAACCCUGGACACCACGCUGGAGAGAGGCCUUAGUCUGGCCCCAGAGCUGAAAGC
Messenger RNA from Balaenoptera ricei (Rice's whale), 2879 nucleotides. It is a transcript of the gene STAU1, whose product is annotated as staufen double-stranded RNA binding protein 1. NCBI's taxonomy places the organism in Eukaryota, Metazoa, Chordata, Mammalia, Artiodactyla, Balaenopteridae. The record is from RefSeq and is a predicted model, not a curated record. The transcript has 17 exons. Bases 258 to 2387 code for a protein of 709 amino acids.